AUGGUCAAAAACAUUAAACGCUCUCAAGCUCUGUCUGGGGGAAGCACCACUGAGGGCUUUGAGGAUUUCACCGGCGGCAUUGCUGAGGUCCAUGAACUGACCCAACCCGAUCCACACCUGUUCCACAUCAUCCAAAAAGCUCUGGGCCGAGGGCCUCUGAUGGGUAGCUCCAUUGACACUGAUGGUCAGAUCACCAGCUCGGCCGACUCUGAAGCCAUCACUUCCCAGAAGCUGGUCAAAGGCCACGCCUACUCUGUGACAGGUGGAAUACCAGGGCGACACGGAUCUGCUGAUCUGGAUCCGGAACCCCUGGGGUCAGGUGGAGUGGACCGGCACCUGGAGCGACAAGUCCCUGAUGAGUUCUCUGGUCAGAGGAACGUCCACCUGGACAGGAAUUUCUUUGUGCGCCACGCCUCUGCCGUGCGCUCAGAAACCUUCAUCAACCUGCGGGAGGUCUGCAGCCGCUUCGUCCUGCCUCCAGGGGAGUACCUCAUCGUCCCAUCCACCUUCGAGCCCAACAAGGACGGAGACUUUUGCGUCCAGGUGUUCUCUGAGAAACAAGCAGACUUCCAAGUGCUGGAGGACCCGGUGGAGUCGCGGGUGGAGAAGGUGAGAGUUCUGACCUGGUGUGCUUGGCUCAACAGGUCGAAACAUCGACGAUGUGGACGACCGAUUCAGACGUCUGUUUGGACAGUUGGCGGGACAGGUGAGCCGGUCUCUGAUUGGCCGAUUGGAACAGCCGCGGUCCGGUGGAACUGAUGACUCUCCCCGCCGGACUGCGAGAUCUCUGCCUUCGAGCUGCAGAGGAUCCUCAACAAGGUGGUGACCAAACGUUCCGACAUCCGGACCAGCAGCUUCAUCCUGUUGUGGCGACACUAAGGUAGGGAUCUGCUACUCUGCUCCUCACAGCAGGGUAACCAGAAGCUGUCAACAACGCCACCUUGGGAAUUGCACCCAAGGAAUUAGACUGCCAGUAGGCUCGAGGUUCGUGACCAAGGAGAACCAGACUUUUCCAAAAAAAUGAAUUACAUUUUAUUGUUUCAUGUUAAAAGGGACAAUCACAACAUAAGGAACACAAUAGGAAGGGAGUGUACAGUACUGAGGCCUACCAGCAGGGGGAGGCCGGUCCAAAUGGGAACUGGUUCCUAAAAUAAAUGUAUAAAUCCAAAAUAAAUCACCCCAAACACUUGUGAACAGGCAUUCAAUCAUGAAGAAAUCCCAACACCGGCCCCUCCCACUACCUUCAGCUCUCAACCUGGAGACAAAAGGCUGGGGUUAAACAAGCAAAUACAAAAAACAAAUACUACAAUUUAUACUUGGCCACAGACUAAAAUGAGGUUACCUCCAACAUAACCAAUUAAAAUCAUCAAUGCUUUAAUAGAAUAAUCUAAAAGAACCAAGGGCUGCUACCUGCAGCAAGGCUGGAGGCCACACAAAACAAUGGCAUGUUCCAAAGUAAAUUUAAACCAAAGAAAACCCAAAACUAAGCAACUAAACGAAACAAAUUAAACAAAACGGUUACAAAAAUGAAACAAAACAGCAGGUUCUCCAGCGAGCUGCAGCGGGGUCAGAGCUGGAAUUGGAUGAAAAGGUUAGUAGGUGAUUUACAGAAGAUGGAAGCCAGAGGAAACCAUCGUCACCUACCAGAGCUGGACGACUUCACCUCAAACCAGAGGAUCCUUUCCGGCCCACAGGAGGAGGAUCAGCUUUCCAAUAUGUUCUAUAUAUGAAUAAUUGUUAUUUUUGAUGUUAUGGAGCUGUAUGGGUGCAAUAAAACAACACAUACCCAUUUUAUGUGAAAACUGCAGUGGGGAGGGUGAGUUGCAGCCACACCCCAGUACCAAGCAGGAGACUUCCAGUGGUUUCUAGAUUUAAACAAUUCAAAUCAAACUCUGAAUUUGUAGGUCUUAUGCAGAAGGAGAAACAUUACUUACUGAUGUUAGAGCUUAAGACCUGCAUGCUUUCCAGGCGACCUUCCCAACAGCAUGUGACCAAAUGCCAGCGUAAGGAACCAGGUGAGAGUCUCCCUUUAUACUCUCCUACAAUCAUGAGGUGAUUAGGGGCCCAGGUGUUCUGAGUAUUGGGGCAGCUUCUUCCUGCUACACUGUGCAUCUGCCGCAACAUGGUCAACCUGCUGGACGCAUCCUUCAAAAUAAAACGCCACCACACAGAUGGAGGCAGUAACAGGGCUCUUAUUG
Poecilia latipinna (sailfin molly) is the source of this 2198-nucleotide messenger RNA. Its product is annotated as calpain-2 catalytic subunit-like. The record is from RefSeq and is a predicted model, not a curated record. NCBI's taxonomy places the organism in Eukaryota, Metazoa, Chordata, Actinopteri, Cyprinodontiformes, Poeciliidae. Gene Ontology annotation, cellular component: cytoplasm. Gene Ontology annotation, biological process: proteolysis. Bases 1 to 759 code for a protein of 252 amino acids. Gene Ontology annotation, molecular function: calcium-dependent cysteine-type endopeptidase activity. The transcript is spliced from 8 exons.